AUGUUAAACAUGAAUGAGAAUUUAUUGAAGAAAAGGAAAAACCUGCCAUGUAUUACGUUUUAUGAAGUUUUAAUUACCGACGCCAGAUUUACACAUACGGAUUCUAAUAAUGAUGAUUCUUAUAGUAAGGAUACUUAUCGCGCAAAUUUUGAUAUUGCGGAUUCUAGUAGUGCAGAUUAUAAUAGUUCGGAUUUUAACAGUGAAGAUUAUAAUAAUAAGGAUUUCAAUCGUGCUGAUUUUAGUAGUGCGGAUACUAGUAGUCCAGAUUCUAACGGAGAGGAUUAUAAUCGUACAUAUUUCAAAAGUGGGGAUUAUAGUAGAGCAGAUUCUAAUAGUCCGGAUUUUAAUAGUGAAGAUUUUAUUAAGGAUUCAGAUCGUGUUGAGUUUAAGAGUCCGGAUUCUAGUAGUCCGAAUUUUAUUAGUGCGAAAGAAAAACAAUCGUGCGAAUUCUAG
Messenger RNA from Psylliodes chrysocephalus, 453 nucleotides. NCBI's taxonomy places the organism in Eukaryota, Metazoa, Arthropoda, Insecta, Coleoptera, Chrysomelidae. The record is from the annotation of a GenBank genome assembly.